AUGAAACAAUAGGAAAAAGAGCGAUACUCAGUAACCUUAACAAAUGGUAACACGUAGAUUUUUAACUGUUAAUCACUUAACCUCAAAUAUUAGAUCUCAAAAGUUGAUUCUACUAUACCUUUUGAGUUUAUGAUGCUUGUCAAUGAUAAAAUCAAUUAUGUUUUUCAAUGUAACUUAGAUUUGACUAAGUCAUUUGUGAAAACAAAUUAAACAAAUGAAUUAUAUAAUCUGAAGUUAGUUGACAUGCAACAAGUCUUUAAUGAAAACUUAUAAUUAAAAACUAGAAAUAGACAAGUUCAAGAUGAAAUAAUAGAAUGUAAAAGGAAGAAUGAGGAGAUAAACAAUGAAUGUUAAGAAUUAAUGAGACAAAAUUAAGGGCAAUAAAAUUAAUUAAAUAUAGCAAACAAUAAGAUAAGAGAGUUGGAAGAAAUAUUAGAACAAACCUCUCAAAUCGGAAUGAAUGCUCAAAAAUCUUUGGAUUCAAAUUUAUAAUAGAAAAAUAAAGUAAUACAAUAAAAGGAAGAAGAAAUCUAUGCAUUGCAGCAAGAAGUCUCAAAUUAAAAAAUCAAAAUUUAAAGUAUUACAAGGUAAUUUUAAGAAAAGGAGGAUGAAUAUAAACAAAAAAUUUAAGCUGUUGAAUAAUCAGAAAAUGAAAUUCGUGAUAAUCUUAUAAAAAGUGUAAAUUAAGUUUAGGAACUAUAAGCAUAUAUAACUAAUCAAUAUAAUUAAUCAUGUACUCUAAAAUAAGAGUACGAAAACUUUUAUUAAUAGAUGAUGCCAUAUUAUUAGGCCUGUUUUGAAUUAAAUAAAGUAAAAGAAGAACAAGAUACUUCGAUAGCAGAUAAGGAUAAAAAGAUAAAAGAAUUAUAAAGGGAGAUUACAAGAUUGAAAGAAGAAGCUAAAGAAAAUUUAUAGUAACAAUAGGAUCAUGAUAAGGAAUAGUUGGAAAAUUAAAAAAAAUCAUCUGAAAGGCAAUAAUAAAAACUUAAUAAUGAUAUCAAUGAAUUAAAAAACUAAGUUACAAAUUUGAAGAAUUAAGUUUCAAUAUUAGAAGCAGGGACUCAAGAAAGAGACUAGAAAAUCAAAGAACUUAAAAAGUAGUAUUAGAAUGUAAAAGAUUUAGAAAAUGAAGGAAUUCAAUAGAAUAAUUUUUUUAAAAUGUCAACUGGUUAACCAGUACCAGAGUACUUAAAGAAGAAAUGA
Molecule: messenger RNA, 1203 nt
Organism: Paramecium tetraurelia
Lineage: Eukaryota; Ciliophora; Oligohymenophorea; Peniculida; Parameciidae
Exons: 1
Source: RefSeq, a predicted model, not a curated record